CUCUGUCAUGAUGGAAAGAUUCACAGCAGUAAUAUUUGUCCUGCUGGUUUCAUCUAUCUGCAGCACAUUAGGACAGACAUGUGAGGGAAACUGUGGGGAAAAAUUAGAUUCAUGUUCGUGCCACUCAACAUGCACAUCUCUGAAGAACUGCUGUGUCGACUAUAAAGACUUCUGUGUUGAAAUCUUUCCAUAUUCUGGGUCCAUUUUUGGUGGGGCAGAUUUUGUUAUCCUUGAUGCAAGUUUCAAUAAAAGCUCCCACAUUGUAUGCAGGUUCAACAAUGAUACCAAUACUAUGGGGUAUGUGGAUCAAAACGGUCGAGGUCACUGUAUCUCCCCACUACUGUAUCAAACUGGAUGGGUUCCUCUGCACAUCUCCUCAGAUAAUGGCACAACUUUCAGUAGAGUUGGAGCCUGGCUAUCAGUACACACUGGCAAGUUCGAUGCUAAGUUCAAGGCGAUUCUGGACAACUCAACAAAAUGGCAGUACUAUGGUACACCGGGUGUUGGAGGCGCUCUUGGGAUGACUUGGAAUACCUCUUUGGUCAGAGGGGAGAAGGUCAAUAUAGAGCUCUGGGGAUACAGAGAGACAGGGGAGCCUUAUUCAAACUCUUGGCAGGGCGAGUGGAAGUAUCUGUACUCACUUGCAAAGGAUCACCCAAACAACGGUUCCUUUAGCUUUUUACCCAAACCAGCAGAGAACGGCUUUUCAAGCUGGGAGCUUGGCGCCCUACGUGUCAGCUCCAGCGCCUACCCUGAUGGCAUAUGGAAUGUACAAGCUGCAUGGACAGAGGAUCACGCUCUAGCCUGGCAUCUGGAGCAGAAGUUCAGGGACAACUCAAUGGUUUGGGCCCUGGACAAAUGUUUAGCAUGGGACCAGUUGGAAAAUCAGCUGCCCAACUUCCUCAGUGAGAUCAUAGACUGCCCCUGCACUCUGGCUCAAGCGAGAGCAGAUACAGGGAGGUUUCAUACUGACUAUGGCUGUGAUAUAGAGAAAGGGAGUGUAUGCACCUACCAUCCUGGGAGUGUUCACUGUGUGAGGGCUAUACAAGCCAGUCCUAAGUAUGGAGCAGGGCAGCAGUGUUGCUAUGACAGCACCGGUGCUCAGAUCUUGACAGCAGACUCAAUCGGGGGGAGCACUCCAGACCGAGCACACGACUGGGGCUCACCUCCCUACAGGAAACCCCCUCGAGUUCCUGGAGAGUCCCACUGGGUGUAUGAUGUCCUCAGCUUCUACUACUGCUGCCUCUGGUCUGACAACUGCCACUACUACUUCAAACAUCGGCCCUCCAGUGACUGCAGGCGUUACGAGUCACCCAGCUCAGCUGUGGUGUUUGGAGACCCACACUUCAUAACAUUUGAUGGUGUCAGCUACUCCUUCAAUGGCAAAGGGGAAUACACUUUGGUACAGUCGGCAGUGAAACAGCUGAUAAUCCAAGGCAGAACAGAGCCUGUGAAUGGAACGAUAAAAGCAACAAAGUUGUCGGCUGUAGCCAUGAGAGAGGUGGCCUCUGAUGUUGUGGAGGUGCGGCUGGUCAGCGGUCACAAUGGCCUUGAAGUGCUGCGGAAUCAAAAAGCUCUCUCUUUUACUGAGCAGACCUGGAUGGACCUCGAUGGUGUGUUCGUGUUUUCUCCGACUUCUACAAAUGUGACUGUGAUGUUCCCCUCUGGUGCCGGGGUGGAAGUGAGACUGAGAGAGGGAACCAUGACAACCACUGUGCUCCUGCCAGAGGAGUUCAAAGGCUCCACUCUGGGAUUGUUGGGAAAGAUGAACGGUGACGCCAAAGACGACCUUGUUCUUAGCAACGGACAACUUGUGCAGAAUCAGAGCAAUCCAGAGGAGCUGUUCAACUUUGGGGCAAGCUGGGCUGUAUCCAACGAAUCUGCCUUAUUCACGUAUGAUUCAGAACAUCUUUUGGACACAUAUUACUAUGCUCCCAGGCAUGACUAUAGUUUUAUUCCAGUGUUUUCUGUCCCCGAGAGUCCAGAAGAUCCGCUUGAAAAUCAGGCGUCUGAGAUAUGCUCUGGAGAGGGCUCUCAGUUCUGUAGGUAUGAUAUCCUGGUAGGUCGUAGUCCAAGGCUGGGAAAUGCUACCAGAAUGUCUUACCAGAGUCACAUUUCUCUUGUGGAGGAUCUGAAGCCAGUGAUAUCCUGUGGCUGGCUUGCACCACCAAGUAACGGAAAGAAGGAGGGAACCACAUAUUUACUAGGAGCUACGGUGCGGCUUUCCUGUGAUGAUGGCUUCACUCUCGAGGGAUCAGCAGAGCGCACAUGCCAGGAGAAUGCCCAGUGGUCUGGAGAGGACACAACCUGCGUGGCUUCCAGUAUGAAUAAAUAAUGAAACCAGUUUUGUCCGAUGAUUUUGAGCUUUACAAAUCAACAGUGGUG
This is a messenger RNA of Thunnus maccoyii (southern bluefin tuna), 2385 nucleotides long. Its product is annotated as sushi domain-containing protein 2-like. The record is from RefSeq and is a predicted model, not a curated record. NCBI's taxonomy places the organism in Eukaryota, Metazoa, Chordata, Actinopteri, Scombriformes, Scombridae. The coding region runs from base 8 to 2335 and encodes 775 amino acids. The transcript is spliced from 14 exons.